Messenger RNA from Paramecium tetraurelia, 311 nucleotides. RefSeq lists its product as uncharacterized. NCBI's taxonomy places the organism in Eukaryota, Ciliophora, Oligohymenophorea, Peniculida, Parameciidae. The transcript is spliced from 2 exons. The record is from RefSeq and is a predicted model, not a curated record.
AUGGGAUCUUGCUCCUCAAAAAAAGUAUAAACACAUCAUACUCUGCCUCUCAACACUUAGACAACAUGUGCUUACGCUCAUUCUCGAAUGACUUGGGCAGAUAAAUGCAUACAGCAACCAAAAGAACGAAUAAUUCAACCCUACGACCCUAACAGUCUCCAACAUUAGUAUAAUGUAGAAGUAGAAGGCGUAAUUUUUGACAUCAUAGCCCCUCCAGACCUUUUGGAUGAUGAUAACUUAGAACCUAUUGAAGAAGAAGAAUGAGCUUGAAUUUUUUUGAUACCCACUUCGUAUCUAUAUAUGAAAUUUAA